Molecule: messenger RNA, 1122 nt
Organism: Cryptococcus amylolentus CBS 6039
Lineage: Eukaryota; Fungi; Basidiomycota; Tremellomycetes; Tremellales; Cryptococcaceae
Exons: 6
Coding region: 80-781 (233 amino acids)
Source: RefSeq, a predicted model, not a curated record
CCUCUCCACCGCUGUUGGCUUGAAGAUGUGAUUCUAUCUUUGCAACUACAACAUCAUCACGAACAAGAAGAAAAGCACGAUGUCCGCCUCCGCCCAGAAGACUAUCCUCAUCACCGGUGCCAACAGAGGUGUCGGCUUGGAGAUCGCCAAGCAGUACCUGAGCUUUGGAUGGCGUGUCGUUGCCGGCGUGAGGGAUGUGACCAAGAUGCCCAGGCUGUCAGAGAAGGAAGGUGAUGUCGUUGUUGUCAAGAUCGACUCCAAGUCCACCACUGAUGCUAAAGAGGCCAUCCAAGAGCUCAAGACCAAGUACAACAUCACCCACCUCGACAUCGUCCUCGCCAACGCCGGUAUCGCCCCCAUCGGCGACCUCAUGUCCGAGGCCUCCGUCGAAGACCUCGACGAGGUCCUCAACGUCAACACCCGGGGACCUUUAGUGCUCUAUCAGGCGACGAGGGAGCUGCUGAAUGAUGACGGGUGCUUUGCCGUGAUCUCGAGUAUGUUGGGGAGUAUCACGCCGGAUAGGUGGGCCAGGUUUGGGAUUUACGGGACGAGCAAGGCCGCUGUCAACUUUAUAAUGAGGACUAUCCACGCCGAGGAGCCUAAGCUGAAGGUACUCUCUAUCCACCCGGGCUGGGUCGAGACCGGUAUGGGCGUCGAGAGCGCCACUGUUGCCAAGGUCGAUGCUCCCCCUUACACUAUGGCUGAGACUGUCCCCGGUAUCGUCAAGAUCCUCAACAACGCUACCAAAGAAGAUACUUCCGGCUGGAUGUGGAACUUGUGAGUGUUUUCUUUCUCCUUAGAAGUGGUGUGAUUAAGGUUGGUGUACAUGGGCACGAGGAACAGAGUUAGGGUUGGGGUGCAUGAUCGGACCGACGGACCAGCGGACAGUAUCAUACAUCGUACGAGUGCUGAUCUAUACCCAGCGAUGGCACCAAGCUCCCUCUUUAAAUACACCAAAUCACAGCAAUACACUAGACAAGGUUUUGUGUCGGUAUGUCGGUAUGCAGCUCUAAAUGACUGAUAUCAACCAUGAUGCUGCGCUCAGCUGGCGAGAGAAGGGCCUGUCAUCAGUGGCAUGAGCAGUGUGACGUAUAGAUCUGAUGCACGAGAUGUCAAGCGUAC